AUGUCCUCAAACGUCGGCCUCUCCACUCCCCGCGGAAGCGGUACCUCGGGCUACGUUCAACGCAACUACGCGUUCAUGAAGCCGCGCAACGCAGGCUACGGCGCGCCCUACCCGCCCGUUUCGGGCGCCAAUGCCAACGAUCCCAACCGCGGGUUUAAGCAGCGGCAGCCUGAUAAGCAGAUUCUGGAGCAUGAUCGGCGGCGCGCGGUCGAGGUGAAGGUUAUGGAGGAGAGGGAGCGGCUUGAGGACGAGAAUGAGCGGCUUGAGGAGGGGAAGGGCGAGGGCGAGGGCAAGGUGUUGUCGGAGGAGGAGAUUGAGGAGCGGUGUGAGGCGUUGCGGGCGAGGUUGUUGAAGGAGAUGGAGGAGGAGGAGAAUCGGAAGGGUGAUGCGGGGGCGAAUGGUGAGAGGGAUGAGGGGAGGGAGCGCAGGGCGUGGAGACGUGGGCCUAGGGAUAGGGAGCGGGAUCUGCCGCCGAGAGAGAGGAGGCAGUUCAAGUCGUAUCAGGUGCAUGAGCUUGCUGAGGCGAAGAUUGAGGAGAGCGAGAGGUUGAGGAAGGCGUUGGGGAUUCGGGAGGAUACGGAGACGGGGGAGAUCUCGAGUGGGAGGAAGGAUUACGAAGCCAAGAAGAGGGAUAGGGAGCGGUAUUAG
Aspergillus pseudoviridinutans is the source of this 648-nucleotide messenger RNA. It is a transcript of the gene cwc21, whose product is annotated as U2-type spliceosomal complex subunit CWC21. The record is from RefSeq and is a predicted model, not a curated record. The transcript has a single exon. NCBI's taxonomy places the organism in Eukaryota, Fungi, Ascomycota, Eurotiomycetes, Eurotiales, Aspergillaceae. The coding region runs from base 1 to 648 and encodes 215 amino acids.